This is a messenger RNA of Salmo salar (Atlantic salmon), 8813 nucleotides long. RefSeq names its product helicase with zinc finger 2a (gene helz2a). The record is from RefSeq and is a predicted model, not a curated record. Lineage: Eukaryota; Metazoa; Chordata; Actinopteri; Salmoniformes; Salmonidae. Gene Ontology annotation, molecular function: ATP hydrolysis activity; RNA nuclease activity; 5'-3' DNA helicase activity.
AUUUCAGCAUAAAACGAAACUGUAAUGUUGUUGCUGUUACUAGGGAGGGACCUAGUGGUUGUUGACAUAAAUACUGCAGCACUUCCUGAAGUGUUUCUAAUCCAAUACAAGACAAUAUUAUAUUCAGCCAAGAAGUGUGUCGGAACUGUAGCGUAACAUGAGCUUAUGAAUAACUUCACAGACUUUAUUUCAAGAGGACAACACAUCAUAGCCAUGGUACAUUUCACAUUUUCCUAAAGAGACAAAACCUGGGAUCACGCUAUGACGACUAAAGAGAGAAUUCAGCGCCAGUUCCCUGGCAAGUUCAUGGAGCUCUGCAAAACUUGCUUCCAUCACAGUCCACGGCGGAUCUCCAAUAAGGGCAACGACUCGAAGUGCAAUUCCACACACAGGCACGUUUGGAAGGCAACUCUAGUUCUUCGUGACAACAAAAAUACACUGUUGUAUGAGGAAGUCAGGCCGCUGCCCCACUUGAACAGCCGCUCAUGGCUGUACUGUAAAUAUGUUAUGAAUGGUGACCAAUGCUCUCAUGGCGCCCAUCGAUGCUGGUUUGCACACAGUAAGGUAGAGAUGACCGUGUGGAAUGCUGAGAGCCAGGAGGGGUUUGUUCGGGCUGAGCUGCUUCCGGCUGUACAGCCGGUGGUGGCAGCAGCUUCUCUGUCUCAGACCCAGCACUAUUGCAAAGCCUGCAAUCUAUGGUUGUCAUCAUGGGGAGGUUUCCAGAACCACCUCAACACGUUCAAUCACAUCAAAAGGACCAACGAGUAUAACAAUGAGACAACGACUGAGUGGAAGUAUCGAGACCCACCUCAAACCAACCAAACCUACAAAUUGUGUGAAAGGAGGGCCUCUACAUGUGAGCUUGGGAGCAACUGUGUUGAUGCUCACUCAGCGGAAGAACUACAGGAGUGGCGCACAAGAGACAAGACUGAUCGGAAGACAGUUAUUGCUGCUGAAGAGCAGGGUUUACUUUCAUACCAGGACAAUCUACUGAGAGAGAACAGGGAUAGAUUUAACAAAGCUAUUAUUAUGUCCGAGGCAGUGUCUGGUGUGAAUAUCAGCUGUGACAAGGACAUGAUGAUUUCAGGUCAAAGAGAAAAUGUGCCGCUGACAUGGAAGUUCAGAAUACAGUCGGAGAGAACCCUUGCACAUGUAGCAUUACUGAAACAGGAACCUGGAGCCUCUUUCUCCCUGGAUGAAAACAGUUCUGAGCCCCGCACUUACUCCACGGGUGAACCGUUCUGUAACUCAGACAUGACCUAUGACAUCACCGUGUCCUUCAAGUCCAACAACCCGGGUCUUUACGAACAGUGGUUGGUGUUCGACUUUGACACAAGGCCAGUGCUCUUGCAGAAACUGAAGGUUAAUGUUGGAAAAGAGCCUUCCAUUCAGCUAGUGGCGCCACCAGAGGACGACAUCCAUCCAUCUUUAAAUCAAGAACGCUGGCAUCAGGGGAACAGGGACAUCAUCCCAUACAUGGAGAAGACAGAGGCACAGGAAAAGCUGCUUAAGGAAUACGAGCCUCAGAUUUGUAUGCCAUAUAAACCACUUGAUGACCGCAAUAUGCCCAUAAAUCACCAGAACUACAAAGAGAGAAUGCACAGCUUCCUGUACACAGAGGAGCAGGCAGAAGAUCAGGUGGUUUCAAGACUCAACGUUCAAACAACCAUCACUUUGUCGGUCACCCUAGAGGCCACUGUAGACGACCCUCUGUUUGGGAUGAAGAUAGCUCCUCUAGGGGAACUAUUCUGUGCUGUCUCAGUUCCUUAUAAUCUCACCCCAGACAUCCCAGAGGGUUUGAUGCUGAGACGAAGCAUCCAAUCAGCUCUCAUAGCACCAGUAUCUUCAGAUAAUCAAAGUCACAAGGUCUACGAAGCCAUCAUCCUCAAAGACGCCACAAGUAAGAAUAAAAUGCACUUGAAGCUGUCUGAAAGAUGCUGCUCUGACCUGAAGCUCCAAAAAACUGAAACAUGUGAAAUGGAAGUCCAGUUCCAGCUGAAUCGUCUGAAGUUUUGUGAGAUGCACCAAGCCAUAGAUCUCCUUCCAGACACAGAGAGAGUGCUACCAGACUUCAGUAACUGCAUUGUCCCUGUGAGCAAAACACAGCAAAAUUACAACCUCAAUGCAAAGCAGCAAGCAGCUAUGGAAUUUAUCAUUGGAGACACUGAUGGAGGAGGAAGUGUCUCACCACUCCUCAUUUAUGGACCGUUUGGAACUGGGAAAACCCUUACUCUCGCUACGGCAGCUAAAGAGCUGGUACGGCAGCCUCACACCAGAGUACUGAUCUGCACACUUACAAACAGUUCUGCAGAUUUGUAUGUGAAGGGUCAUUUCCAUGAGUCUGUCAACUCUGGAGAUCUUGAAAUCAAACCUCUUAGAAUAAAGGCAGAGGAAUCAUCGGUACAAUCUACUGAUGAGAUCACCUUACAGUACUGUCAUCGUUCCAAAAACGGACAAUUCUUCUCCCUACCUGACAAAGAUACAGUCGACUCCUGUAGGGUGGUCAUAACAACUACUGCAAUGGCAAGGCACUUACAUGACCUGAAGCUUCCUGAUGGCUACUUCACCCACAUCCUGAUUGACGAAGCGUCCCAGAUGCUUGAAUGUGAAGCUCUGAUGGCCCUUGGUCUGGCUGGGCCAGUAACUCGAGUGGUUCUAGCUGGAGAUCACAUGCAGAUGGGACCAAAGCUCUUUUCAGUGGACGAUGACCAACGCUCCAAUCAUACCUUGCUGAACCGUCUGUUCCACUACUAUCAAGCCCAGGAGAGUAGUGCAGCUUUGAAAAGCAGAAUCAUUUUCAAAGAGAACUAUCGCUCCACCAAAGAGAUAGUAGAAUUUGUGUCCACUAACUUCUACGUUGGCAAGUCUGAUGCCAUCAAGGCUGUAGGUAAUGUUCCAGCUCACCCGAACUGCCACCCCCUGAGGUUCCACCAUGUCAGAGGAGAAUCUCACUUGGACACCACAUCCAUGUCGUGGUUUAAUCGUGAAGAGGUUGCAUCCGUGGUUGAAGUAGUGCAAAAUCUGCUCAGAGAUUGGCCACCCACAUGGGGAAAUCAGGAUCAAAGCUCAAUUUGUGUCCUGUCUGAAGGAUGCCAGGUUUCACUGAUUAGGAAAGAGCUUCGGAAAAAAAGACAUGGCCAAGUAACUGUGGAAAAUAUAGCCAAUGUUCAAGGAAAACAGUUCAGGGCAAUUGUAUUGACAGCCGUUCAAACCCGUGACAGCCUCCUUUCCUCUGACUCACUUUGUCAUGAGUUUUUCAACGAUGCUCGCGUACUGAACACGGUCAUGACUAGGGCUCAAUCCCAGGUUGUUGUAGUUGGAGAUGCUGCUGCUCUCUGCUACUUUGGGAAAAGCUCAAGGAUAUGGAAAGCCUACAUAGACCACUGCAUCAGCAAAAACAGUGCAGAUCCACAAACCCUUACUGAAGAUUACUUGAAACAAGAAGUAAGAGAGAUUUCAAAAUUUGUCAAAGGGGAUGAGGAGGACAACAGUGAUAGUGACUCAUCCAUAUCUGAGAUACCCGACAUAGAUGACCCAAUACUGAGGGAGCUUCUUGACGAGGGUAAAGAUGUACGAGUCACUGUAACAGCUGACGGCCUGUUGGGUAUCACCCAGGGGGAGCCAAUUGUCAACCCAAUAAAUGGACUUGAGAUGAACACAAGCCAAGACAGCUCCCCUUUGUACCUUCAGGCAUUGAUAAAGAGAGACCCGAGUAUCUACAAACACUGUCACUUGAGUUUGGAGAGGUUUGACUCAGGCUAUGCCAUACCUCUUGAAGAGCCCUCCCUCCGCAUUUCUAUCAAAGGUAGAAAGAAUAUUGGUCGUUCUUUUCCUGGAGAUCAGGUUGUUGUGGAGAUCUUGGACAAUGAGUGUCAUCCCCCAAAUGGGAAAGUGCUAGAUGUGGUGAAGGUUGAAAAUGCCUCCAUGGUGUUUGUCUGUACCAUUGAUAACUUUGACAACCAGGUGAUGACACCCAUCAACAACUGCAUCUCCAAAAUAUACACCCCAUUUUGGAGGGACAAGCCAAACUACAUUGCCGUGCGAAAACUGGAGGAUCUGAGAGUUGAAGAGUUUGUGAAGAUAAAUGAGGAAUCCAAAAGAAACAAUCUCUUUGUUGUCAAAGUCUUGAAGUGGCGAGAGCAAUUUCGAUACCCUUUAGGAGUUGUCGUAAAAGUCCUUCCCAAAGUGGCAUCUUUAGAUAGUGGACUAGAAGUAUUGGACAUAGAGUAUCAACUGACAAGGGCCACUUCUGUUGAGAAAGACCAUGAAAUUCUCAAGGAACUGAACACAGAUACGCAAAAUCGAAAGCAUUAUCAAGAAUUCAUAACAUUUACAAUUGACCCAGCACAUUCCAAGGAUCUUGAUGAUGCCAUCAGUGUAAGAGAUUUAGGUCAACACUACGAGAUUGGAGUUCACAUUGCUGAUGUUGCAAGCCUUGUGACCAAGGACAGCCUAUUGGACAAAAAUGCACAACACAAUGGAACUGCUUUUUAUCCCCCUGGAAAGGAGCCUGUUUAUAUGUUCCCACUUUGUCUGAGCACCAAGUAUUUCAGUCUACUCCCUGGAUGUGAACGAAAUGCCAUAUCAUUGAUGGUGAAAAUUGACAAGAAAACAGACCGCAUCAAGACAAGUAAGUUUAGCCUAUCUAAAAUAAAGUCUGAUAGAAAGUUGUCAUAUGAGGAAGCUGAAAACAUCAUCCAAAACUCUGAUGUUAUUGACCAACGAUAUGACACUUUAGAGGGCUGCCUCGCCAAAGCAUGUCACUUUUCUGAGGUUCACAGAAAGGACAGGAAACAGGAAGACUGGCACUAUAAGUCCCCUGAUGAUGAUGUAAUCGUUGGUAGAAGACGGUCUCAUAAGAUGGUGGAAGAGCUCAUGGUUAUGUUUAACCACGCUGUCACUGAACUGUUGCUCAAAGAUGCAAAGACAGUCAGCUGCACCCCAGUCAGAUGCCAAGACAAGCCAAACCCAGAGAAGCUUUGUCAACUAAAAGAUAAAUACAGUUCUCUGAUUCCCCUGUCCAUUCAUUUCUGUCACUGCAUUGAUCAGAUUGGUAACGUUGAUGAUAACCAGAGGGAUGCGGUUUCUAAACCUUACCCAGGUGUGUCCAAUCAGAUGCUUGCAACGAGAACAGAGAAUAAAGACCAUCAUGGUCAAGUUGUCCAGCCAUCUGAGACAUUCUCUCUAUUAACAUCCAUUGUGAGGAGUCUUGAGUCAGCAUUUCAAGACAAGGAUAUCCCUAGAAUUGUGGACCUGAUAGCAACUGAUGACAUUCAUCCCCAGCUACUGCCUUUGAUCAUUGAACUCAGGAAGACGAUCCAUAGAGCAUAUGUUCUACGCUCUAACUCAACAUACCUAUCUAGAGUUGGCCACUAUGACCUUCAGCUUGAAAGCUACACUUGGGCUUCCUCGCCCAUUCGUCGGUACGUGGACAUUAUUGUUCAGAGGCUCCUGCACUCAGUUCUUGAAAACAAAGCAGUCAGGUACACGUCUUUGGAAAUUGACCAGUCCUGUCUGAGUUUUUCGAGAAAAUCUGAAAAGCAAAAAAUGUAUGAGAGGAAAGCUCAUUGCUUGAGUUUUGCAUCGCAGCUGAACAAUCAAAGUGCACAGAAGAUAGCCUUUGUCAUUGAUGCCUCCCCAGCUGGAAACAGUUUAACGGUGUAUUUUCCGUUUAAUCGAUCCUCAAUGCCAGAAAAUAUCCUUAUCAUGUAUAGGGAUCUGCAGUUGACAGACCAACCAGAGUUCAAUGAACAUAACAACCAUGUGGUUCUGAAAUGGAAGAGAAGAGUAUACUCCUUCACAAAUGAGAACAUCCACGCUGAACUGCAACAACAGUCACCUCAUCCAUUUGUGACAUCAGUGCCAACAGACUUGUGGAAAGGGAUGCUGUCAGCUCUGAAGGAGGAGAACUUGGACAUCGUGUUCCAAUCCCUACAGACCAUUAGCUCAAGUGUCAAUGAUAACCAACAGGUCUGCUCAGGUCUGCUCCAAUAUACACCAACGACGGCCAGAACCAAUCCAAAUCCAGGUCAUUACAUUGAAUUGCCAUUGAGGGUAAAGUCUGGUGAAACGCUGAAGGUGCAACUGGGCACUGACACACAGCGGGGAUUAUUAGUACCUGUGGUUCAGAUGCUGGUUGUAUGUAACAAGUUUGAGAUUUGCUUGGAGCACUCAAAAGACCCAACUCUGUGUUUCUCCAAGUAUGCACUCCAUUCAUCGAAGAAAACAUACACCACUUACCAGGAGUAUCAGAAGAUAUGGAAACCAUUGUGUGAGAUGGAGUCAGCCUCCAACGCUGUAACAGAAAAUGACAGCAUUGUCCUUGAAGAUGUGUCUUUGACAUGGAAACAGAUACAGAAGGAGAGUCAACUCGGUGGAUUCUUCCAGUUGUCACUUGAGAAGAUGAAACAGUGGGCCAUUGAGUAUGGUCUCAAACACAGCUUUCUGUGUAUCCGCAUGAGGUACCAAAAUCGAGUGGAUUUGUCAAACAAUGGCGCUGAUGAUGAUCAGCAUGUGGACCUCAGCAAUAUCCCAUCUCUCAUUUGGGUUGCUCAUGGAAUAACCACUGGGGUCACUGAUGAGGAUGAAGCUAAAAACCUCUCCUAUGUCCAGAUAGACUUCCGGAUUAAUCACAUGUCCAUUGCCAAGAUUCCAGAGAGGGUCUUCGGGAAAGAUACAAGAUUCACAGUAGAAUUAAUUCCAAAGCUGUUACCUGAUGUGCGUAAAGAGGCUGCCAUUGACAACCUCACUCAGGCUAACGAACUUGUGAAGAACAUUUCUCUUGGCAAGAGGACAAACUCUGCACCUGUAACUAAAGAGCUGAGACCUGCCAGGUUUGAUAUCAAAGUUCAUUCCUCCAAGUUUCCUGAUCUGAAUAUCAGUCAAACCAGAGCUAUUAAAGAGGCCCUCGACAACCGAUUCACUCUCAUUCAGGGGCCACCAGGCACUGGGAAGACGGUGGUUGGAGUCCACCUUGUUUAUUGGUUCUUUCUGCAAAACCAAAAAGACCCAAACCACCUAAGGCCUAAAGCUGUUGGUGGGUCUUCAAAGAGGAAGUGCAUUCUAUAUUGCGGACCCUCUAAUAAAUCGGUGGACGUUGUAGCUGGUCAACUUCUGAAACUCCGGAAGGUGUUGAAGCCACUUCGUGUUUACAGUGAGCAGAUGGAGAUGUUGGAGUUUCCCUACCCUGGCAGCAACCUGAAGCUGUCACGCAGGUCAAUCAGGGAAGAGAGACCCAAGAGAGAGCUCAGUUCCAUCACAUUGCAUCAUCUUAUUCGGAUGCCUGAGAACCCAUUCUCCAAUGAAAUUAUUUAUUUUGAUGCAAGAAUUCAAAGGGGAGAGGAUCUCACAGACAAGGAGAUUGAGAGCUACAAAGUCCUCCUAAGUCAAGCUCGGAAUCAUGAGUUGAUGAGGCAUGAUGUCAUUCUCUGCACUUGUACUGCGGCGUCAAAUCCCAACUUCUACAAGCUGGAUUUGAAACAGAUUAUCAUUGAUGAGUGUGCCAUGGCAACUGAGCCUGAAGCCUUCAUCCCCCUUGUGACCCAUAAACCUGAACAGAUUGUUUUACUCGGCGAUCACAAGCAAUUGCAGCCCAUCACGCACAGUGAUCUUUCAGCAAGGUUGGGUAUGAGGAAAUCUCUGUUUGAGCGUUACAUGGAAAAGGCGUUGAUGCUGGAUACGCAGUACAGAAUGCAUGAGCGCAUUUGUGAGUUUCCUUCAAAGGAGUUCUACAACGGUAUUCUCAAGACUGGAGCAACUCCGAAAGACAGUGUCCUGCUCGCUCAGUCUCAUCAUCUGACGCCCAUCCUUUUUGGACACGUUUCCGGAAAAGAGAUCAGUCUUGUGGUCUCCACCGAACGGGGGAAUGAGAACUCAAAGGCCAACUCGGCAGAGGCUGAGGAAUCGGUUCGCAUCGCCUCUCUGUUGAUCAAACAUGCUGGGGUGGCGGCUAGCGACAUAGCUAUUCUGACGCCAUACAAUGCCCAGGUAGCCAAGGUAAACGAAACCCUGUUAAUGAAGCAUAUCCAGAACGUCAACGUGAAUACCAUCACAAAGAGUCAAGGAAGUGAAUGGCGUUAUGUCAUCUUGUCUACUGUGCGCUCUUGUCCCAAGUCGGAAAUUGACACAGAGCCUACCAAAGCAUGGCUCACCAAGAAGCUUGGUUUUGUCAUGGACCCAAACCAAGUCAAUGUGGGCAUCACUCGGGCUCAGGAGGGACUGUGCAUUAUUGGAAACCAAGAGUUGCUGAGGUGCAGUUCACUGUGGAAGAGGCUGUUGGUUCAUUACCAGCAAUGUGGCUGUGUGGUGGAUCCUGCUAAAGACAUUCAAGUUCAAAACCCACACGUCAAAACCAAAUCAAAGUACAAAAGAGCCUCAAAGUUUCAAAACAGAAAAUGAAAAUGCUAGAGAUUCUGCAGUACCCAAAAUUGACUGCUGGGGAUAAUUUAGAAAAUUGAGAUAUGCAUUGCUAUGGCACCGCUUGAAAUCUUGAUCUUUAACGCUUCUGAGAAAGUGAAGACUUUUGCACUACUGACGAGAGCCAAUUCAUUUUUUACAAAUGAACAUAAUAUGGACUGUUCUACAAUGUUAUUGUAAUGAUAUUUCAGAACUAUGUAUAAAAGAAAAGCAACAGUCAUUGCACUGGUAAUACAAGAUAUUUAAUAUAUAUUUCUACAUGUUUGUUGCUAACCUUGACAUUUUACACAUGCUUUUUAAGUGUCAGACGUGCUUUAUACUCAGUCAGAUGUUUUAUAUGUUUUAUAAUGAUUGUGAAAUGUUUUAAUCAUUGUAUAUUAAACUAGCCAUACUAUGUA